Adineta ricciae is the source of this 1824-nucleotide messenger RNA. Lineage: Eukaryota; Metazoa; Rotifera; Eurotatoria; Adinetida; Adinetidae. The record is from the annotation of a GenBank genome assembly.
AUGCAUCCGAACUCCGACGAUGCCAAUCGGCCAAAGCCACCUGUUCGCGCAGAAUAUGCGCACGAUGCUCAACAAGAACCUUUCUUGCCCAAAGUACCAGCACGAAUGGAUGUACCUGAACAAAACACAUCAACUUUGUCGCGGCAGACUGAAUGUACUUGCAAUUAUAAUCGUUACGCUACGAAAAAGACAAUUAGUCACGGUUUCUUAGAAUUUGCUUUGCUCACUAGUAAUGCAAUGCAGUUACGAACAUUAAUCACUCAAAAGCAACGAGAUGGAAUUUGGGUUGCUUCUCUCAUUCUCGUUUGUGUGUCGAUACUCGCACAAAUAGGCUUAGCAUUUCUUCUCACUGUCGUCGGCAAAGGUAACAUUCAAAAUCCACAAAAACAAAUCAGAUUAGAACGAACUGACGACGAAAAAACGAAAAGCAACAGUUCAAUGAGUCAAUCAACUGUUCGACAUUCCAAUCCAUUUUGGAUCGAUGAAAAACAUGAAUUCAUUUCAAAUCUAUUAAAACAUCCGCGAAUCAUUCAUGCAGAGUCAGCAGCCAACAAUGAUGAAUAUGAUGUUGUUAUUAUCGGCACGGGUUAUUCAGGCAUUUCAUGUGCUUAUUGGCUACGGAAAUUGUAUCCUGUUGAGCGUUUUCCACGAAUACUGUUAUUAGAGAAAAAUGCUCGACCCUGUUCAGGUGCAUCUGGUCGUAAUGGUGGUUUUCUUUGGCCAAGCUAUGAUUACUUAGCAGGUUAUGUCGAAGAUUUUGGCUAUGAAAAUGCCUGUCAAUGGGUAGAUUUUCAGCAUGAAAAUAUUCGACAAGUAGCUGAGGCUAUCAAAGAAAAUCAUAUUGACUGUGACGUUAAUUUAACACGUGGUAACGCUGCUCUCGCUCGGAACAGUGAAGAACUGAAACUCAUUGUUCAAUCCUACGAUAUUAUUGAAGAUUAUAUCAAGAAACAUCCCGAAUCAAAAAUGACGAUGGACAACAUCGAAUUUUGGGACGAAAAGAAAUGUCAAGAAAUGUUGCAUUCGGAUAAAUUUAUCGGUGCAAUGUUCAUGCGUGAAUCGGGAACUGUUUGGGUAGCGAAACUUGUCUAUGGACUAUUGAAAUACUGUUUAGAUCAGCCUGGUGUGGAUUUAAUUACACAAGGUAAAGUUGUUCGUAUCGAAGAUUCGAAUAAAAUCAUUCUGGAGAGCGGUCGAGUGAUUAUGGCUCGACAAGCUAUCGUUCAUGCAACGAAUGCAUAUGCUGUUGAAUACCUUGAUUUUGUUCGAGGAAAACUUAUCCCAACACGUGGACAAUGCAGUCUUUCAAAACCAAUGGAGAUUAUCUUCUGGCCAUUUGGCUUAUCAGCAAAUGACGGAAGAGAAUAUUAUCACCAAUCGCCAAAGGAUGGCCGAAUUAUGUUAGGUGGUUGUCGAUGGAGAAGUCCUGAUACGGAACAUCUUAAUCAAAAUGAUUCCGAAAUUAAUGAACUGAUUCGCGAAGAACAUCAACGAUUUUUUAGCCAAUGGCAUCCAGGCAUUGUAGCAAACGAUCACACAGUCGAAAUCGAACAAGAAUGGACAGGUAUCAUGGGAUUUACUGUUGAUGAACUACCAUUCGUCGGGCCAUUACCAGGUGACAACAAACAAUUCUUGCUAUGUGGUUACAAUGGAAACGGAAUGCCGAAUAUAUUCUUAUGCGCGAAAGCUAUCGCUCGAAUGAUUGCAAAUGAUGAUCCUUACAAGGAAGGGAAAGAGAACCAUACGGUUACUUUUCUUAAAAUGUUUUUACCAGAACGGUUUCUCAAUUCAACAACGAAAGAUUCAUCAGUAUCCGAAAGCUGA